This is a messenger RNA of Colletotrichum orchidophilum, 2754 nucleotides long. RefSeq lists its product as uncharacterized. The record is from RefSeq and is a predicted model, not a curated record. Gene Ontology annotation, biological process: carbohydrate metabolic process. Bases 1 to 2754 code for a protein of 917 amino acids. The transcript has a single exon. NCBI's taxonomy places the organism in Eukaryota, Fungi, Ascomycota, Sordariomycetes, Glomerellales, Glomerellaceae.
AUGUCUUGCCCAACAAUCACGAAGCCAGUCUUUGAACACCAUCACAAUGGCCUAGGUGUAGCGACCUCUAGCCCAAGAAUAUCGUGGCGGUUCAAAAGCAAUGACAAUACCAUCGCUGGCUGGGUUCAGACUUCUUACGAAGUCGAGAUUAUGUUUGCCUCCGACGAAAAGCCCCAGAGCUUCAGGGAGGUCAGCGACCAAUCUGUUCUCGUACCAUGGCCAGCGAGGAAUCUGGCUUCUCGUGAAGCUGCUACGAUUCGAGUGCGGGUCUAUGGGAGGAGUGUGACCAACGAAUCCUAUGCCUCAGAAGUGCCAAGCCCGUGGUCUGAGCAAGCAACCGUGGAAGCUGCCUUGUUGAAGAAGGAAGACUUUCGAGCCAACUUCAUCACAGCCGCCAAGCAAAUAGGCCCUCAUGGCCCUUUGCGACCGAUUCGAUUCCGUAGAGAGUUCGACUUGCCUCAAGGGCUUGAUCUCAGCUCAUCUUCAGCCCGUUUGUACAUCACAUCGCUGGGCGUUUUCGAAGCCUGGGUCAACGGGAAGCCGGUAACAGACGAGUGCAUGGCUCCGGGCUGGACCAGCUACAAGCACCGCCUAGUCUACAGAAUUCUUGACGUGAAGGACCUUUUGAUCAUAGGGGAAAAGAAUACAAUAUGUGUCGAGGUUGCGGAGGGGUGGUACGCUGGACGGCUCGGCUUCAAAGGCGGAAUUCGAUUUCGGUACGGCGACACUAUCGGACUUUUUGCUCAACUGGAAGUUAGAGGACGAAAUGAUGCGCCCUGGAGCCUUCUUUCAGAUAACUCUUGGUCUUGUGCUCCGAGUGCGCUCACCAAAAGCGAGAUAUAUGACGGCGAGGUGUACGAUAUGCGGGAAGAGAAGGGAAAUUGGAAGUCCACCGAAGCGACUGAGGAUACUUCGGAAACGAAGAUUCUGCCCUGGCCCAAAGCAACGCUGGUAGCACCGGACGCGCCACCAGUUAGGGUGGUUGAGACGAAAACAUGUAUCCAAGUCUUCCAGAGCAAGAGUGGGAAAACAAUACUCGACUUUGGCCAAAAUCUUGUUGGAAAGCUUUCCGUCAAAUUUAUUCACCUCCAGAAGGGACAAGUAGUCACUUUCCGCCAUGCCGAAGUGAUGGAGAACGACGAGCUCGGCACCAGGCCCUUGAGAGAUGCCAAGUGCUGCGAUACUAUCAUUGGAUCCGGGGACCCUCUCCAUGAUUGGUCUCCCAAGUUCACUUUCCAUGGCUUCAGAUUUGUGCAAGUCGAUGGAUGGCCAGGCAGCGGUCCGUCCGCAGACGACAUCAAAGCUCUGGUGAUGCACACAGAUAUGAGGCGCAGGGGCUUCUUUGAGUGUUCAAACCCCUAUGUCAACCAACUUCACAAGAACGUGGUCUGGUCUAUGCGGGGCAACUUUCUCUCCAUUCCAACAGACUGCCCUCAACGCGACGAAAGGCUCGGGUGGACCGGAGAUUUGCAGGUGUUCUGUCCGACAGCAACGUUCCUAUACGACACGUUGGGCAUACUGGGAAACUGGCUUGAGGAUGUGGCGGCCGAACAACUGGAAGAGGGGAAAGGAGGCAUCCCGCCCUUGGUUGUUCCUCUGGCCAUCUCACCCAACUGGCCUCACAUUGCCCAGGCUGUCUGGGACGACGUGACUGUCCUCGCCCCUGACGCGCUAUACCAAUAUAGCUCUGACAAGGGGCUGCUUAAGAGGCAGUUUGUCAGCAUGCAAACGUGGCUUGACAAAGGAGUAGACCGAGCUUCUGAUGGUCUUUGGAACCCGGACAAGUGGCAGCUUGCCGACUGGCUUGAUCCGAGCGCACCGCCCGAUGAUCCCGGAAACGGUCGGACUGACAGCAUCCUUGUAGCGAAUGCUUAUUUGGUACACACGACGUUCGUCUUCUCGCGACUCUGUGCGGCGAUCGGAAAGCCUGAUCUGGCUGCCAAGUACGCUACUGAUGGCGAAAGAUUGAAACAGUUAUUCCAGAGGCGUUACAUUACGCCCGAGGGUAACCUCAUGUCGACCUCUCAGACUGGGUUGUCCCUUGCCUUUCAGUUUGGUCUGUAUCCGGACGACGCAUUCCAACGCCAGACUGGCGCAAAGGCUCUCGAAAAGUUGGUACGGACUGCGCGUUUUCGUAUCAGUACGGGCUUCGCGGGGACGCCAGUCAUAUCUCAUGCGCUCACCAAAAUCGGACGCCCGCAACUGGCAUAUCGCAUGCUUCUCGAGACAACAUGCCCUAGUUGGCUGUACCCUGUCGUGUCAAAGGGGGCAACAACGAUAUGGGAGCGAUGGGACAGCAUGCUGCCAGACGGACGAAUCAACCCAGGGCAGAUGACUAGCUUCAACCAUUACGCCCUUGGCGCGGUGGCAGAUUGGCUUCACGGUUCUGUGGGUGGUAUCUCGCCCCAAGAGCCUGGUUGGAGGGUGAUUCGCGUAAAACCUGUUCCAGGUGGCAAUCUUACAAAAGCCACUGUCACUUUUGACGGUCCUUAUGGAAAGGUGGCUUGCGAAUGGGUGCUUGAGGGCAUAAAAUUCAAGAUGAGGCUAGCUGUGCCGCCAAACUGCUCCGCAGUAGUGUUUUUACCUUCACGGUUGCCAAGAUGCUUUGCCGCAGAGACGGACAAACAAAGUCCUGGAGUUUUGGUGCAGUCAGGGCUUCAUGAGUUUGAGGAUACCUUUGACCCGGGCGAGUGGCCGCCUCCACCGUUCGUAGCCGCGAACCAACCUCUGCCCCCUGAUACGUUUGCGGGUUAG